AUGGAUAUCCUCAAAGUGCUCUCGAGGGGCAUUAAACCAAACAUCAAAAACAAAACCCAGGCCGCGACAGCCACCGCGCAGCUUCCCUCAGCCGGAGCAGUCCCCCACCCGCAGCUCUUUCACGAUGUCGUCCGCGACGGCAGCCCCAGAGGCAAGAAGAGGAAACGGAGACGCGAUGCGCCCGAUCAUGACGAUACAACGGGCAGAGACGAGGAAGAUGACGUGAGCGAUGUGGAUUACUUUGCACCAAAGAAACCAUCCUCCGAGGCGGCGCACCAAAAUGCCCAAACCGACGACGCCGCUCCAUCCAAGAAACGCAAAAUCAAGCUCCUAGAUGAGGACGGAUGCCGCCAGAUCCUGCGCUCCCAUCGCCUCAAGUUCACUGUUCUUUCAGGCCUGCAGCAGAAUACCAACGCCAAUGAGACGGCGCACCAUGGCGAGGCAGCCGAGCAAGACAAGAAAAAGAGGAGAAAAUCGGCCGAAACCGAGGCGGAGAAGCAGCCGAAAAAGGACGACCAGAAGAAACAAAUUCACCCCCAACCUCUAACCUCGUUUCAAGAUCUGAGACACGUUUACGACGUCGCGCCCCAGCUGGCCGAGAACAUCUCGGCCCAAGGAUUCCGCGUGCCGACCGAGGUGCAAAUGGGCAGUCUGCCCUUGCUGCUGCGGCCAGACACGGCACUGAAAAAUACAGGGAGCACUCUCACUGGAGGGACUGGGGGAGGGGUAGAUUUCCUUGCGGUUGCCCCCACGGGCAGCGGCAAGACAAUCACCUUUCUGAUUCCGGCUAUCGACGGAGUUCUGAAGCGACGGGCAGAGCAAGGGCGGGAAAGCGACGAGCAUGUGCUUGAGGCGGUUAUUGUGGCGCCCACGAGGGAACUGGCAAGCCAGAUUGUGAACGAGGGCAGGAAGUUGGCGAUUGGGACUGGCGUGAGGGUCGUGCUGAUGAGGGGGCGUCUUAGGCUCGCUGCUGAAGAUGUGAAGGGAAGUGAUGAUGCAGAGGGGGGUGAAGAGGAGGAGAAUGGAGGUGAGGAGAGUAGUGACGAGGAAGAGAGCAGUGACGGAGAAGAGCCGGAUGCUGAAGAGAGCAGCAAACCGGGGGGCUUCAAACCGCCGGCCAGGGUAGACAUUCUGGUGACGACGCCCAAGAUCUUGUUGAACUUCUUAUCCGGAGGCAAGUCGGGACCUAGAAAGGUCCUGCCCACCGUCAGGUCCCUCGUCCUCGACGAAGCAGACGUCCUGCUUGACCCAAUUUUCCGCAAACAGACAAUGGGCAUCUGGCGCGCCUGCACACACCCGGACGUCAGCUUGUCAUGCUGGUCCGCUACCAUGGCGUCCAACAUUGAGGCCCUCGUCACCCAGCAGCUCGAGAAGCGCUCCAAGCGCGCAGACAGCGCGCCACGCCGCCCCUUGAUCCGCCUCGUGGUCGGCCUCAAAGACACGGCCGUGCCCAACAUCACGCACAAACUCAUCUACACAGCCACCGAACCAGGCAAGCUGCUCGCCCUGCGGCAGCUUCUGCACCCGGUUUCGUCAGCCGACUCCGGCCCCCCGCUCCGCCCGCCGUUCCUUGUCUUCACGCAGACGAUUGAGCGGGCGCAGGCGCUGCACGACGAGCUCAAGUACGACAUACCGCUUGAGGCGGGCGGGUCAGCGCGCAUCGCCGUGCUGCACUCGUCGCUGCCGGACUCGGCGCGGUCCAGGAUCAUGGCGCGCUUCCGCGCCGGGGAGGUGUGGGUCCUCAUCACGACUGACGUGCUCGCGCGGGGCGUCGACUUUGCCGGCGUCAACGGCGUCGUCAACUACGACGUGCCCACUUCGGCGGCCGCCUACGUCCACCGCGCGGGACGCACGGGCCGCGCCGGCCGCGAGGGCGGCGUCGCCGUCACCUUUUACACAAAGGACGACGUGCCCUUUGUCAAGAGCGUAGCCAACGUCAUUGCCGCCAGCGAGAAGCAGGCGGGGAAGGACCAGGGAGACCAGAGCGCAGCGGUGCAGAAGUGGCUACUCGAUGCGCUGCCCAAGGUGGCCAAGGAGGAUAAGCGCAAGGUCAAAGUCCGGGGCAUCGAGUCGAGGCGAUCCGGGGGUAAGGCGACGAUAACGACCAAGAGCUCGUGGGAGCGGAGGAAGGAGCAUAACAGGCAGCAGGCCAUCGAGGCAAGCAAGCGGCGUAAGAGGCAGCAACGGCAACAGGAGAGGAGCGGCGGAAAGGUUACCGGUGGUGAAGCAGGAGAGGAAACCGAGUGGGGAGGGCUAGACGAUUGA
Canariomyces notabilis is the source of this 2265-nucleotide messenger RNA. Its product is annotated as P-loop containing nucleoside triphosphate hydrolase protein. The record is from RefSeq and is a predicted model, not a curated record. Gene Ontology annotation, molecular function: nucleic acid binding; RNA helicase activity; ATP binding. The coding region runs from base 1 to 2265 and encodes 754 amino acids. The transcript has a single exon. Gene Ontology annotation, biological process: maturation of SSU-rRNA. NCBI's taxonomy places the organism in Eukaryota, Fungi, Ascomycota, Sordariomycetes, Sordariales, Chaetomiaceae.